Molecule: messenger RNA, 3911 nt
Organism: Caretta caretta (loggerhead turtle)
Lineage: Eukaryota; Metazoa; Chordata; Testudines; Cheloniidae
Gene: PTGER2
Product: prostaglandin E receptor 2
Biological process (GO): positive regulation of cytosolic calcium ion concentration; cellular response to prostaglandin E stimulus; adenylate cyclase-activating G protein-coupled receptor signaling pathway
Cellular component (GO): plasma membrane
Molecular function (GO): prostaglandin E receptor activity
Source: RefSeq, a predicted model, not a curated record
GGGCGAGCCAGGGGCUGCGGGUGGGAGGUUCUGGAUCCCUUCCCGGCGCCCAGCUCAGAGACCCAGCCCACCAGGGAGGGAGCCGGGGCACAGCUCCAGCGGCGCCGGGGGCCGGGGCCGCACUCCCGUGCUCUCGGGGAAGGGGCAGGGGCGCGGGGGGCUCCGGCUGUUUGGGAGGAAGGACGGAGCCUCUCCCCGCGCGCAGGGGGACCCCGCGGGCAGUGACUGAUCUCCACCCGCUGCCCAGAGGUGCUGGGCAGGGAGGAGCGCGCAGCGGGCGGUGCCCGGGCUCCCCGGCUGGGGCGGGGGGGGUGCGCAAGGCGGGGCCCCGGGGCUCCAGCGGUUGGGAAAGCAGGACGGAGCCCCCCGCCCCGCGCUGCCCCGGCUGGCGCGGGAGGGACCCUGAGCGGCGGGCAGCUGCGCCCGGGGAGGCGGGCCCGAGCUCCAGCUGUUGGCGAGGGAGGAGCUCGGGGCGCGCCCGGGGAGCCCGGCGAGGGGCCGGCUCGGCGCGCCUCCCGCCUGCUGCCGCGCUCGCCUCCCGCCGCGGUUGUGCCCCGGGCCCGGCGGCGGCGGCACCAUGAACGAGGCCGUCUCGAUCACGCACUGCCGGAGCGAGCAGCUGCUGGAGACCGAGGAGAGCCCGGCCAUCAGCGCCGUCAUGUUCUCGGCCGGGCUGCUGGGCAACCUGACGGCGCUGGCGCUGCUGGCCCGGCGCCGGCUGGGGGGGCGCGGCCGGCCGCUCUCCCUCUUCCACGUGCUGGUGACCGUCCUGGUGCUCACCGACCUGCUGGGCACCUGCCUGGUCAGCCCCGUGGUGCUGGCCUCCUACGGCCGCAACCGCUCGCUGGAGGCGCUGGCCGAGGGCGGGCAGCUCUGCCCCUACUUCGCCUUCGCCAUGAGCUUCUUCGGCCUGGCCACCAUGCUGGUGCUCUUCGCCAUGGCGCUGGAGCGCUGCCUGGCCCUGGGCCAGCCCUACCUCUACGAGCGCUUCGUCCGCCGCCGCUCGGCGCUGCUGCUGGCCCUGCCGGCCCUCUGCGCCUUCGCCGCCGCCUUCUGCGCCCUGCCGCUGCUGGGCUUCGGCCGCUACGUGCAGUACUGCCCGGGCACCUGGUGCUUCAUCCACAUGAGCCUGGAGCCCGCCGAGGCUGGCGCCGCCUACUCGCUGCUCUACGCCUCGCUGCUGCUGCUGCUCAUCCUGGCCGUGCUGCUCUGCAACCUGAGCGUCAUCCGCAACCUGCUGGGCAUGCACCGCCGCGGGCAGACCUCCCGCCGCCUGGCCUCGCUGGAGCAGCCCGCCGGCCGCCGCAGGCUCUCCAUGUCCGAGGAGGUGGAUCACCUCAUCCUCCUGGCCAUCAUGACCAUCACCUUCAUCGUCUGCUCCCUGCCUUUCACGAUUCGGGCGUAUAUGAACAUGUUUAUGCAAAACGAAGACUAUAAGAAGGACCUUCUAGCGCUGAGGUUCUUAGCAAUUAAUCCAAUUAUUGACCCUUGGGUCUUUGUCAUCCUUAGACCUUCAGUUCUGAGGGUAAUCCGUUCUGUACUGUGCUGUCAGAUGUCCCUAAAGACCCAAGACAACAUGCAGACGACUCCUGCUGCAGAGUCAAAAUCCAAUAAGCAGAUUGACCUUUGCGGGCAGUAGUCACAAGCAGCGUUCAGUGGAGACAUCUGGAAGACCUUGCUGAAAUGGCUCCUCAGGGUAAUGAACAAACUUAGAAGUAUAAACACGAUGGGAAGCUGGCCUUUUAGCUUACUAAACAAAUAUAUUUACUGUACAAUGGAUUGAGCUGCAGUCUGGCUGACAAGAGGCUGCAGGGUUUGUCAAAAAGCGAAAGAGAAGUCCAUCUAAAGUGAGCAUUUUCUAUUUAUGGGACAGCAUCCUAGAGGCUAAUCAAUAACUGGAUUUCUGUUGCCACUAAACAGGAACUUUCAUGUUGAACUGAGGACAUGUGCUGCACUCUAGUGUGUUUGAAACGCUAAAAAGCUAGUGGCUAUUUACUGUAAGUCCAGGAGACAGAUGUUUUCUCUAACACUAUGCCUAGUGACAGUUUGGUGGGGAGACACAGAAGAGUUAAUAAUAGAGCUUCGGCUUACUGAUUUGUUGCUAAACCCGCCAAGGCCUUAUUAGCUUCAUGGAGGCUUAACUAACCAUUUAUCUAACUACUGAAACUGAAGUCUUGAGAGCCCUGUGCAUUGGCCUGCUAAACGCGGGGUUGUGAGUUCAAUCCUUGAGGGGGCCAUUUAGGGAUCUGGGGCAAAAAUUGGGGAUUGGUCCUGCUUUGAGCAGGGGGUUGGACUAGAUGACCUCCUGAGGUCCCUUCCCUCCCUGAUAUUCUAGGAUUCUAUGAUUUCUGUCUCAGAGAUAUCGGUAUUGCCAUGUGCCUUCAUAUAACUACUGUCUUGCCUUGGGGUGGGGAGGAAGGCUAAAGCUAGCUCUGCUUCUUGUCACUGUUUUCCAAGUGCCCUACAGCAGUGGUUCUCAAACUUUUGUAGUGGUGACCCCUUUCACACAGCAAGCCUGAGUGCGACCCCCACCCCACUUAUAAAUUAAAAACACUUUUUUUAUAAAUAACACCAUUAUAAAUGCUGGAGGGAAAGCGGGGUUUGGGGUGGAGGCUGUCAGCGUGCGACACCCCCCCCCCCCCAGGUCAUAGCCUCGUGACCCCCUGAGGGGUCCCAAUCCCCAGUUUGAGAACCCCUGCCCUACAGCUAGGGGAAGAAAAGCCAACUGGGUUCCUCUCUUAGGGUCAAAGCUGUUAGGAUGGGCAGAAGCAGGGUUACAUCUCUCUGCUCCAGAAUCCUGAUUUUUAGAGCAGCUCUCCAUGGGUAGGGUCAUGCUUAAUGGUGGGCAAAUGUCAACUGAGCCCCCCUGUGUUGCAGCACUCAGCCCCCCCACCUCCUCAACAACCUCUUGGAUCAAAGAGCUUUGCUUUGGGCUGCAACCAGCCUCCAUCUUACAGCAGAUGCCCAUCUCCCCUCCCACCACACACACACAUUUGCGCUGGUAGGAUCAGGAGCUGAACAUGCUUCUAAGCAUGGGGCCCCUGCAUCUCUGAAGCUGGGGUGCACCCGCUGGGGCAUGGCCUGCUGCCCUUCAGUGCUGGGAGAGAUGGUUGCUUGUGCAGACAGAAGGAAGUUUCCCAUGCCGUCUCACUAGGGGUUUUCUAGAGGACCCAACACCUUUGUAUUUAAGUGACUCUUCCCAUGCAAGCCUGAUACAGCCCUGUGCGUGACAGGUCUUUGCAGCCCCUGCUCGUAGGCAUUUUCCUUAUAAGGCCAGGGAAGAAAUACCACACAAGAUACGUAUGUAAUCAUCACAUCUCAUCCUAGGUAAAGCUGUGGGAAUGACGACGUGAAGUCUUAAAUAUCAGUGGGAAAUAUUUCACAAGAUAGAGGGAACCUUCUACCAGGCUGGCUUCUCCAGAGGAGCUGUGAUUCCAACUGUGAUUCUAAGCAGGAAGCUGCCUUCGUUUUACAUUAUGGACUGGCUCCCACAGAACUCAUGGGGAGCUUUUCCACUGAGUUCAAUGGAAGCAGGAUAGCUGUCUCCUGUCCAAGCCCGCCGUGUGCUGGAAAGACCUUUUUCCUAGAGCGAUUGGCCCUGAUUCAGUAGAGCACUUAAGUUCUCAAUGCUUUGCUUAAUCAGGGCCCUAACUAAGCUAUGACUUAAAAUCCCUCCUCUGAAAAAGAUACGGUUUUCCUUAAGUGCCGCAUGUAAAGCAGGUUUUCAGACAGACUGUGGUAUAUUGUACAUGACGCUGAUAUAUGGAUAAAAAGAACAGGAGUUCUUGUGGCACCUUAGAGACUAACAAAUGUAUUCGAGCAUAAGCUUUUGUGGGCUAUAGACCACUUCAUCGGAUGCAUAGAAUGGAACAUAUAGUAAGAAGAUAUAUAUAUACAUACAGAGAAGGUGG